Colletotrichum graminicola M1.001 is the source of this 1248-nucleotide messenger RNA. RefSeq lists its product as uncharacterized. Lineage: Eukaryota; Fungi; Ascomycota; Sordariomycetes; Glomerellales; Glomerellaceae. Bases 1 to 1248 code for a protein of 415 amino acids. The record is from RefSeq and is a predicted model, not a curated record. The transcript has a single exon.
AUGGGCAAUCCCGUUGACCAAAGCACUUCUACAGAAACCCCGAUGUCUUUUGGGUUUUCUCAGACUGUUCUCCAGUCAGAUGUCCAACAGGAAACUGCUGGGUCCGGCGGCCUGGAUGCGCAAGUACCGAUGGGAGCUCAACCAGAGGCGCCGCUGGGUAUUCUGAAGAAGCUCGAACACCACUCGUUCUCCGGGUUUGGCUUCAACACCAUCUUCCGGCCACACAGCAACAAGACCCCGACUGGCUCCAACAAGUCUGGGGAGCAGAGCGACAACAUUUUGCAACUCAAUCUCACUAGAGAAGUCAUGAAAUUCGACUUCAGGCUCGGAGAUGUCCCCAACCGCGGCUUGUUUGGGCAGCCCGACAUCAACCUCAACGGAUUACCCUACACCCAGAAGAUCUUCGACGUGAUGGAACCUGAAAUCGAAACGCCGCUCAUCCACUUCGAGAACGGCAUGUGGCUGCACGUUCCUGAGACCACCGCGCCCGCCCUGCCCGCUUCUCUUGCCCGAAUGGCUUCCAUUCCUCACGGCACAACCAUCAACGCACAGUCUUUCUCGGCGCCUGUUACCGUUGAGGGCGCCCCCGACAUCAAGCCUAUCUCAAUCACGCCGUUUGUGAUUGAAACAGGAAAAUUGGUCUCAUUCACCAGCCAAAAAGCAGACGAGAAGAACGUCUUCCGUCUUCCUCAAGACCUUGCCCCCUUCACCAAGGCUGAAACCGUUACCCAAGAGAUGAUCACCAACCCCAACGUCGUCUUGAUAAACGCCAACAAGGGCAAGGAGAUUAUAAAGCACACCACUUACACUAUCUCGACGUCCCCACCUCAGUCGAAGCUUGGAGGGGGCACCAGCAAUAUCGGUUUCCUGCAAGGCAAUGGCUCCCAAGGCGACGGCACCCCGGCCACGGAUAACACACCCAGGGCCAACGCGAACGCUGUGAAAGUCACGGCCACCUACUGGAUCUCGACGGUACGCACGAAGCUCCAACUCAAGCGGUUCACGCCCAGCAUGGAAGAGCCGACGAGGACGUUCUCCCCGAUCGCCUUCCGCCCGAAUGACGCAGUCCCUGUCUUCACUGUUGACUUCAAGAUUCCGUCGGCCAAGGAGGUCACGGUCGAGUACACUCAAAUUCAGUAUUCCCAGAUGGUAUUCCUUGACUUUGCUACUCUCCGCUGGCCUCACGCUACUGUCGGCACACUCGCCCCCACCGAUCUGAAGCUGAAGCACUCUAUCCUGCGCCAGUAG